This is a messenger RNA of Mollisia scopiformis, 978 nucleotides long. RefSeq lists its product as uncharacterized. NCBI's taxonomy places the organism in Eukaryota, Fungi, Ascomycota, Leotiomycetes, Helotiales, Mollisiaceae. The transcript is spliced from 2 exons. Gene Ontology annotation, biological process: mitochondrial translation. Bases 242 to 829 code for a protein of 195 amino acids. The record is from RefSeq and is a predicted model, not a curated record. Gene Ontology annotation, molecular function: structural constituent of ribosome.
GUCAAACUCUUCCUUCGAUAUUUCUACAAGCUUCACAUCCAAUUCUCGACCUCAAGCUGACAAAAAGACCACGGCGAGAUGAAAGAGGCAGCUGGUCCUUUCCUGGCUAUCUUGGUUGAAAUGCAGUCAUAGUCUCACUGCACUACCGUACCUUGGCACGUGAGCAACUCGAGCUUCAAAAAAUCAUCCCCGUCAACUCGACCAUCAGCUCGACAACCCAGCUCGAAUUCAACGCCCCAAGAUGGCGUCCCACAGCUCAAUUCGAACCAUGAUGUCUCCUCUUCUCGCCUCAUUCCGCUCUCUGGCUCUCACUCCAGCUUCCAGUAACGUCCCUCGAACAACCUCACUCCUCAAUUCCUCGACACGCGCAUUCAGCGCAUCACCCAAUGUGUCCUUCCGUGGCGGUCCAGGCGGUGGAGGAGGUGCGAAGAAGGGAAACUCCAAAUCGAAGAAGGGAGGACCAGCGAAGGAUCCAAGGAUUGGGUUGAUACGAUAUUAUCUGCAGCAUCCUCAAACGCCUCGGCCAUUGAGGUUCAGUCGUACGAGAGCGUUGAGACAUUGGACUAUUCAUCGAGCGUGGAUGUUGGCUAGAAGGAAAAAGCUGGAGGCUGAGGAGAGGGAGUUGUAUAGAAUGUACCAGUCAAUGCACUCAGCUUGCGAAGAGCUUCGAUUGCUUGAUGCACCAGGAACAAAAGACGAGGGAAGACUAUACAGAAUUGCAAUGGAGAAGAAGGGUAUUUUCGGGCAUGGGGGCGUACCAAUUGAGUAUGCUAGGAUGCAGACUGAUACCCCUGGAGCAGAGGCAUGGAACCAUGGUUGGACAAGAUAAUGGAAUAUUGAAUGAAGGAAGGGAUAUGUACGACUACGAUACGAACAGCGACGAGGCUUGACCUCGUAAUACCUGGUAUCUGCUAGACAUCAAGCGGAAAGUAGGAUCACAAAUGUACAAUAUUAGAAGAAGAUGACCAGUCCACUUCA